Molecule: messenger RNA, 1832 nt
Organism: Arachis duranensis
Lineage: Eukaryota; Viridiplantae; Streptophyta; Magnoliopsida; Fabales; Fabaceae
Biological process (GO): peptidyl-lysine trimethylation
Cellular component (GO): mitochondrion
Molecular function (GO): protein-lysine N-methyltransferase activity
Source: RefSeq, a predicted model, not a curated record
UUCACAGCACAUAAAUCAAACAAGAUAAACCAGCAUUCUUCACCCUUCUUCUUCGUCAACACUGAUAAACCAGCUACUUCUUCUUCUCCUUUUCUCACCCUAACCACCGUAGCUACCUUCUCCUUCUUCUCCUCUUUUUUAAACACUGAACCAGUAGAACACAGCCUCUGUCUCUCUCAUUCUUUCUCGUUCGCAGAACAAAGCAAGAUCAAGUUCCACCACCACCGCCCCUCAAGCUUGCAUAUCUUCUUAGUGCUACAGCCAUCAUCUCCUCCGGUCAAUGCCGCGGCUACCUUCGCACAAGCCCUAGCUUCUCAAAUCCAUUCCUAUAUUUUCUCCUUCCUUUACUUCCCUCUCUUCAAGUUUCAGCCACACAAGUCAAGUUUCAAAGGCAACGCGAACGCAACCAUGCUAUGGCAAAUGCAGCUUCCAGAUGAUGACUGCAAGUUGCGGUUUUUGGAGCUCAAGACAAAAAGGACUCCCAGGUUCAUAGUUUUCAAGAUUGAGGAGAAUUAGAAGCAAGUCAUUGUGGAGAAGCUUGGUGAGCCAGCUCAAGGCUACGAAGAUUUCGCUGCUUGCUUCCCUUCUAAUGAGUACCGCUAUGCUAUAUAUGAUUUCGAGUUCUUGACCGAAGGCAAUGUCCCCAAGAGCAGGAUUUUCUUCAUUGCUUGUUAAUUAGAUGUUUGCUUCUUUGUUUGUUCAUAUGCCUGCUGGUUGCUUUUGCUGUUGAUUGAUAUUAAUUUGAUUUUCGUGUGCCUUUGUGCCAUUGUGAUAUUAAUUUGAUUUUCUAGUUAUAAAUUAAUCUCUAAACAGUUGCAUUGUGUUACUUAUUCCAAUUUUUCUUGCGUACUACUUGAAUAGCAUGAUGAGGUUCAAAAUUUUAAAUUUCUUAACCCUGUGCGUUUCUUCUUUUUGACAGUUUUAUACAGGAAUAUGAUCCCUAGUAACUUUACUAUGAGUACAUCUAAUGUGAUGGCUAGUUUGGCCACAGAUCUGCUGAAUCCGACAACAUCAGAGGGUGAAAACCAACGAGAGGAUAUUCAAGCAAUGAAUAUAAUUCUUAAUCCUAGACUAGCCUUUGGAAUUGGAAACCAUCCGACUACCAAAUUAUGUCUAUUACUCCUACAUGACCGUAUAAAAGGAAGAGAAUACAUCUUGGACUAUGGCACUGGCACUGAAAUUCUAGCAAUUGCAGCUCUAAAGUUUGGUGCUGCCUUUGCCGUUGGAGUCGAUAUAGAUUCACAAGCAAUUGCAUCAGCAUCUGAAAAUACUACUCUAAAUAACAUCAGACCAGACAAGCUGCAACUGCAUUUGAUUGCAAGCCAAACUUCUUCAUCUUGCAGGGAUGACUGGCCAUCUAGAGUUGUCGAGGGAGAAAAUCCUUUCGAGAUAGACAGAGUCACUCACAAGGAUAAAUAUGAUGUUUUAAAUCCUCUGUUAAAUCUUGCUGAUCAAAUUAUCUUUUCUACAAAGCCUGGAGCAAUUAUAGGUCUCUCUAGAAUCUUAAGUGAACAGGUCCAGAACUUAUUAAAAAAAUAUUCACUAUUCUUAGAAGGCAUAGAAGUGUCGAAAAUGAAUGACUGGGCCUGUGUGAGUGGCAGAAAAAGAAAGAAUAUAGAUAUUUGCUGAUUCGUUGCUGUAGAUGCUUGGUUUAGAGGUUUACCUUUUCUCAUCCAAUCAUUCUUUGCUGUUUUAAUGCCACCCAGAAUAUUUUACAAGAAGCAGCAUGUUGAUGAUAUACUAGGAAUUAUAGUUGAUGAUCAAUACAUUUUGUUUAUAUUUUAAAUUAUAUUGACUUGCUUGUUUAUAGUACUUUUCUUUUACUUUGAUAA